ACAAGUGGAGACCGGAUGGGCAGACACUACACGGAGAAAGACUUCGAGUAUCACAGACACACAUUUCAUCACACACAUCACCCCCUGUCCACCCACCUGCCCCUGCCACAGCGUUUACGCAAGAGGGUGCACAGCACAGACAGAAAGCGCAAAAAGAAACGUAAGAAAAAAAAGACCUCUCUGCCCCCCUCCGAGGUUACGCCUACCAUCCACGAGGUAGAUGAAGAAGAGGCGGAGUCCGAGAGAGAAGCACAUGAGGUGGCUGCCACUCCGACAGAGCUACCUGAUAUUCAACCACAGUUUAGUUUGGGGAGCCAAGAGGACUUGGAGGAACCCCUUCCGCUCACUACCUUUCACACGGAAAAGGAAGAACAUCUGUUGUCGGGGAAAUCCACACCAACUCCCAUAAAGAGGGAGGUUCAUCUUGCUGUCCUUAGACACCAUAAUGAGUUGAAUGGAGAAGAAGCAGCUUGCAACAGUGUUUCCCUAGGAUCAGAUCCCUCAAGUGCGUCUGCAAACCGUGGCUGGUUCCGCAGGAAGCCCAUCCACCAUCGUCUGGCGGGUGCCCAACGGAGCAACUAUGACCUGCGGGAGCGGAUCUGCAUUGGCAGCAUGACUGCUAUGGAGACUGCCAUCUAUCAGCAGGUGCCCACUGAUGAGGCUGAGGCACAGAUGUUGGCCACUGCGGACUUGGAUGACAUGAAAAGUCACAGAUUUGAGGACAACCCCGGGGUGAGACGCCACCUGGUGAAGAAGUCAUCCCGAUGUCAGAUGGCCCGUGCCAGCAACAGUUCUACACCGCUAUCCAGCCUGAAGAAGAAGAAGAGAGCAGCAGAUAAGAAGACUCAUGAGUUGUUUGUGGAGCUGAAUGAGCUGAUUGUGGAGAAGGACCAUGAAAUGCGUUGGAAGGAGCGGGCUCGCUGGAUCAAGUUUGAGGAGGAUGUGGAGGAGGAAACAGAUCGCUGGGGCAAACCUCAUGUGGCCUCACUCUCUUUCCGCAGCUUGCUGGAACUUCGCCGCACCAUCACACAAGGUGCCAUCCUUCUGGACCUUGAGCAGAACUCUCUGCCUGGCAUUGCCCAUCUGGUGGUGGAGACGAUGAUCAUUUCUGAUCAGAUAAGAGCUGAGGACAGAGCCUGUGUACUCCGAGCUCUGCUUCUAAAACACAGCCAUCCAAGUGAUCUGAAACCUCGUUUUCAUCGCCACCACUCAACCAGCAGUCUGCAUGGCAGCUUCAAUCACAACCACGUCCAGGACACCAGUCUGCCACUGGUAGCUGAAGAGCCAGAUGAACACAAUGAAAACAAAGGGCCGCCAGUAUAUGACCCCAAACAAGAUGUGUUUGUCAGCCUGUUUAAAUCUCUCCACCCUUUGCCUCCUGAGAGCCAUCCAGCUGCAGCCAGAUCUAUGAAACUGCUCGCCAAGAUUCCCAAAGAUGCUGAAGCUGUCAUUGUUUUAGUUGGUAAUGUUGAGUUUCUGGAGCAGCCAGCCAUGGCCUUUGUUAGGCUGAAUGAGGCAGUACUUCUUGAGUCAGUGCUGGAGAUCCCUGUCCCUGUUCGCUUUCUUUUCGUCCUGCUUGGUCCCAGUCAGUCCAAUGUGGACUAUCAUGAGAUUGGACGGUCCUUCUCCACUCUCAUGUCUGACAAGAACUUCCACGAGGUGGCCUACUUUGCUGACGACAGACAGGACCUCCUGAAUGGUAUCAAUGAAUUCUUGGACUACAGCAUCGUCAUUCCACCCUCAGAUAUAGAAGGCAAAGACCUCCUGAAGACAGUGGCUGACUUUCAGAAGCAGAUGAUGCGCAAGAGGAAGGAAAGAGAUCUUAAAAAGCGCCAUUCUGUAUAUGGGAUGGAGCACAUGGACAACAAAGAUGUGAGUCCAGAAGAGGAGGAGGAAGGAGACCAGGAGGUGGACCCAUUAAAGCGUUCUGGGAUCCCCUUUGGAGGCCUGAUCCACGACAUCCGCCGCCGUUACCCACACUAUGUCAGCGACUUGAAAGAUUCGGUGGACAUGCAGUGCAUCGCUGCCGUCAUCUUCAUUUAUUUUGCGGCACUGUCGCCCACUAUAACCUUCGGUGGCCUGCUUGGAGAGAAAACUGAGGGCAUGAUGGGAGUGACCGAGCUUAUUAUUUCAACUGCAACUCUUGGAGUUAUAUUUUCGCUAUUUGCUGGUCAGCCUCUUCUUAUUAUAGGUUUCUCAGGACCCUUACUGGUGUUUGAAGAAGCUUUCUACAAGUUCUGUCAGGCCCACAAUUUUGAGUACCUCACUGGUCGAGUGUGGAUUGGUUUCUGGCUCAUCUUCAUAGUCCUGGUAAUUGUGGCAGCAGAGGGUAGCUUCCUUGUUCGCUACAUCUCACCCUUCACUCAGGAGAUUUUUGCCUUCAUGAUCUCCCUAAUCUUCAUCUAUGAGACCUUCUCUAAGCUCAUCAAGGUGUUUAAGGAACAUCCACUGAAGGCAACAUACCACGAUUCCGCUACCCCAGCUCCUAUGUCUCAUGAUGCCAUCAACCAGCCCAACACUGCUCUUCUGUCUCUGGUCCUCAUGAUGGGCACUUUCUUUGUUGCCUUCUUCCUCAGGAAGUUCCGAAACAGUCGAUUUUUAGGUGGCAAGGCUAGAAGAAUUAUUGGUGACUUUGGCAUCCCCAUCUCAAUCUUAGUUUCAGUGUUGUUGGAUUACUCCAUUACUGACACGUACACACAGAAACUCAACGUGCCGUCAGGCUUUUCAGUAACAUCCCCUGACAAGAGAGGUUGGUUCAUCAAUCCCUUUGGUGACAAACAACCCUUUCCCCCCUGGAUGAUGGGAGCAUCUAUUGUACCCGCCCUUCUUGUGUUCAUCCUGAUUUUCAUGGAAACUCAGAUCACUUCAUUGAUUGUCAGUAAGAAGGAGCGUCGCCUGGUGAAAGGCUCAGGCUUCCACUUGGAUCUGUUGCUCAUUGUCAUUCUGGGAGCCAUCUGUCCACUUUUCGGCCUGCCGUGGCUCACCGCGGCGACUGUGCGCUCCGUCACUCAUGUCAACGCCCUCACUGUCAUGAGCAAAGCCACAGCGCCUGGAGAAAAGCCAGUGAUCCAGGAGGUGAAAGAGCAGAGGCUGACCGGGCUUUUUGUGGCUGUGCUUGUUGGUAUGUCCAUAGUGAUGACAGAUGUGCUGCGCCUCAUCCCUCUGGCUGUGCUCUUUGGCAUCUUCUUGUACAUGGGGGUCACCUCUUUAACAGGCAUUCAGCUAUAUGAGCGCAUCACACUGAUGGUCACGCCUGCUAAGCACCACCCUGACCACAUCUAUGUCACCAAGGUGAAGACUUGGCGUAUGAACAUGUUCACCAUUAUCCAGCUGGGGUGCAUCGUGGCUCUGUGGGUAGUGAAGUCUACUGAGGCCUCCCUGGCAUUCCCCUUCGUCCUCAUCAUGACAGUGCCGCUGCGCCGUGUCAUACUCUCCCGGAUUUUUCAGGAGCGUGAGCUCCAGGCGCUGGAUUGCGACGAAGAUUCUCCCAACUUUGAUGAAGAUGGACGAGACGAGUACAACGAGAUUCACAUGCUUGUAUAA
Molecule: messenger RNA, 3543 nt
Organism: Scomber japonicus (chub mackerel)
Lineage: Eukaryota; Metazoa; Chordata; Actinopteri; Scombriformes; Scombridae
Gene: slc4a3
Product: solute carrier family 4 member 3
Exons: 21
Coding region: 16-3543 (1175 amino acids)
Biological process (GO): regulation of intracellular pH; transmembrane transport; monoatomic anion transport
Cellular component (GO): plasma membrane
Molecular function (GO): monoatomic anion transmembrane transporter activity; solute:inorganic anion antiporter activity
Source: RefSeq, a predicted model, not a curated record